Messenger RNA from Dothidotthia symphoricarpi CBS 119687, 603 nucleotides. RefSeq lists its product as uncharacterized. The record is from RefSeq and is a predicted model, not a curated record. Bases 121 to 318 code for a protein of 65 amino acids. The transcript has 3 exons. NCBI's taxonomy places the organism in Eukaryota, Fungi, Ascomycota, Dothideomycetes, Pleosporales, Dothidotthiaceae.
CAUUCGCGCUGACCAGCUCUCUUCUCGACAACACAGCUUCCGCAAGCUUCAGUUAGCCGGAUCUCCUGUCUCAAAUCGCCUGAUCAUCUUCCGACCAGUUAAAGAAAACCCACAUUCACAAUGGCCGCCAUCAACAUGUCCAUCGCUUCCCGUAGCGAGUACGCCGUGCACCAGCUGAUGAAGCGCAAGAACUGGGCGCAGCGCGAAGUCGGUGUCGUCCUCGUUCUCUGCAUCGUCUUCCUGGUCUUCUGCCUGCUCAUUGCCGUGUUCAUCAACAAGAGGAAGAACGCUGCCCGUGCUGGCGCCGCUCCCGUUUAAGCGACAAUCCGCAGUCGAGUGGAGUCGAGAUGGUCGAAGAGAGGAACAGAUUGGUGAAUAGGAUGCAACGACGAUGCGAUACUGGUGGGAUUUGGAUGAGAAAGAGUCGGGAAUGAUAUCUAUGUUCCUGUAUAAUGUGUUUAGUAUGCUGGUUUCUUGCAUGGAAGAUCCCUUUGCACCGCGCUGGGGAUCACGCCUGGGACGAAAGGUUGUGGUAAUGAUAAGAUACCUCCAAUGAGCAAUUUUCAAUCGACGUGUUACGCGUUUCUAGUCUAUGCCAGUUCC